Pseudomyrmex gracilis is the source of this 1068-nucleotide messenger RNA. Its product is annotated as low molecular weight phosphotyrosine protein phosphatase-like. Gene Ontology annotation, biological process: protein dephosphorylation. The transcript is spliced from 4 exons. The record is from RefSeq and is a predicted model, not a curated record. The coding region runs from base 315 to 806 and encodes 163 amino acids. NCBI's taxonomy places the organism in Eukaryota, Metazoa, Arthropoda, Insecta, Hymenoptera, Formicidae. Gene Ontology annotation, molecular function: non-membrane spanning protein tyrosine phosphatase activity; acid phosphatase activity. Gene Ontology annotation, cellular component: cytoplasm.
AAUCUUGCACAUUUUCAUGAAAAACUAUUAUAUUGUUUGAUAAUUGAGAUUGUCAAAAAUACUAGUAUAGUUCAUCUUAGUCUUUACACUGAUUAAUUCACUUCUAAUGUCAUGUUUUGGAGAAAAAAUUUUCAAAUAUCUAUAUUAAAAAAUAAUUUGUUAGUGCGCAACGCUCUUCCCACUAUUUCACCCCUAUGCGCAGACCGCGGACCUUUCUCUCAUUGAAGAGAAUAGAAUGAUGCAAUAGCACAGGUAGCGCCAUUGUUAUACCGCGUUCCCAGAACUCAGAUAUUAUCACGCUUAAUCGUGCAAGAAUGAAUAAAAUGCAAAAGAAAAGAGUUCUUAUGGUUUGUUUAGGUAAUAGCUGCCGCUCUCCUAUGGCAGAAGCAGCAUUUCAGACUCAAGUGCAAGAAAUGGGUUUGUCUGAUUUCUGGGAGGUCGAAAGUGCUGGUAUCUUAGGGUAUCAUGUAGGCAAUAGUCCUGAACCAAGAGCAAUGUCCACUCUUCGAAAAGCUGGAAUUACGAAUUACUCUCACGUUGCCAGACAAAUUACAACGGACGAUUUCUAUAAAUUUGAUUGGAUAUUUGGAAUGGACGAGUACAAUAUUUACAAGUUGCACGAGAUAUCACCGGAAAAUAGUCGAGCAAAGAUAGAAUUACUUGGAAAAUAUGAUCCAGCUGGAAUAGUUGGUAUUAGGGAUCCUCUUUUUGAUGCUGACAGUGCUGGAUUUGAGACAGCAUUUCAGCAAGCUCUAAAGAGUGUGCGAGAAUUUUUGAAGAUUAACGGUCGAGAGGACAAGGAAUGAGAAAAGGAUCGUAUGAUAAUAUGAUAAAUUUCUUUUCUUCUUCUAAGCUUGUUCCACCUGAUCUCAGGUUACUCGAGAUCGAAAGGUCCUACCCUAUAGACUCUAUAGGGUAGGAAUCUAACUAGCGCCAUUGUCUUCCAUUGUUUUUUCUACAUAUUUUUGUUAAAUACGACUUACGACUUACACGGUUUCCGAGGUGCCUAGGGAAGGAAUGUUUUUCUGUAAACUUUGUUGUAAUUGUUCAUUAAAAAAUUAGCAACAA